Messenger RNA from Talaromyces rugulosus, 1014 nucleotides. RefSeq lists its product as uncharacterized. NCBI's taxonomy places the organism in Eukaryota, Fungi, Ascomycota, Eurotiomycetes, Eurotiales, Trichocomaceae. The record is from RefSeq and is a predicted model, not a curated record. Bases 1 to 1014 code for a protein of 337 amino acids. The transcript has 2 exons. Gene Ontology annotation, molecular function: oxidoreductase activity, acting on the CH-OH group of donors, NAD or NADP as acceptor; NAD binding.
AUGUCAACAACCACAAAUCACCACCUGGUUGUAACCCAAGCCGGCGUGUUUUCGCCGCCUAUUCAGUUCACAGCUCCGCCGGGGAUAAAGCUUACGCAGGAGCAUUUCAAAGACAUAACACCCGACCAGCUUCAUGAACGCAUUCAUAAAGCCAGCAUAAUCGUAUCGUGUUGGACACGUCUCGACUCAGUGGCACUGUCCGAGGCGGUCACACCAAAUCUGAAAUUUAUUGCCGUCACCGCUGUGGGCACAGACAGUGUGGAUUUGGCGACAUGUCAAAGACGUGGAAUUUUGGUCAGCAACUGUCCUGCAGCAAAUGUUGAGUCGGUAUCGAACCAUGCAAUGGCUUUGUAUUUUGCUGCGAGAAGAAAUGUGGUCCAAAUGGACCGUGUGGUUAAAGACGGUGUCUGGCACAAGGAGGGGCCUUCGGUGGCUCUGAGGAUGAAAGACAGCAACCAGGGCUUGGGCUUGACCUCUGAGGAAGAAACUGUGGGAAUCAUCGGGUUUGGAUCUGUUGGCAAGAAAGUAGCACAGCUAUCCAAGGGUUUAGGCAUGAAAGUCUUGAUAGCAGGCCGGAAGGGGCAGAAUGAAACCACAAAAAAGGGGGAUAUAGAACGGACCCCAUUUGAAGACGUUCUCAAGCGCAGUACCGUUUUGAUAAUCGCUGUACCUCGAGUGCCCGAGACGAUGAACCUGAUCUCGACCGCCGAAUUUCAAGCCAUGUCAGCGGACACCGUUCUGAUUAAUAUUUCCCGUGGAGGCAUCGUGGAUGAGGCGGCUCUUUUGCAAGCGCUCAAGGAGAAAUCCAUAUUCGGCGCGGCGACAGAUGUUUUUGAAACUGAACCAGCAUCUGCUGCGACAUCGCCUUUACUUGCUGAAGACACGAGAAACUUGAAUUUGACAACAAGCCCCCAUUUGGCAUGGUAUGCCAACAAAACGAUGAAGAAUUAUUUGACGAUAUCUCCGUCGAAUGUGCACAACUUUCUCUUGGGAAAGCCGACGAACUUGGUUUAG